Messenger RNA from Saccoglossus kowalevskii, 1695 nucleotides. RefSeq names its product putative proline--tRNA ligase, mitochondrial. Gene Ontology annotation, molecular function: proline-tRNA ligase activity; ATP binding. Gene Ontology annotation, biological process: prolyl-tRNA aminoacylation. Gene Ontology annotation, cellular component: cytoplasm; mitochondrion. The record is from RefSeq and is a predicted model, not a curated record. NCBI's taxonomy places the organism in Eukaryota, Metazoa, Hemichordata, Enteropneusta, Harrimaniidae.
AUUGUUCUGUGCUGGUUGUGUCCAAACGAUUUUGCCAUCACUACAGGACGUGUACGUCUCGUAUGUAUCGCCCAGCAAUGGUGUUACCACCGGGAUCCAAGCAAAGUGUUCUGUCUUGUAAAAGUCAAAGGCUGAUGAUGGAACAUGGCUUGAUCAGACAAUCCAGUCCUGGAGUAUAUCAUUUGUUACCUUUAGCACUGAGAUCUCUGGAGAAAUUAAUCAGACUUAUUGAUGAAGAAAUGCACAGCAUUGGAGGAACUAAAAUAUCCAUGCCUUGCAUGACCACAUCUGAACUCUGGAAAGCUACAAAUAGAUGGGAAACCAAUGGUCCAGAAUUAUUCAAAGUAGAAGACAGACAUGGUAUCCAGUACUGCCUAGGACCUACUCAUGAAGAAGCUGUGACUGAUUUGAUCGCAUCUCAGGGUAGAUUAUCUCACAAACAGCUACCUCUUCGAAUAUAUCAGAUUACGAGAAAAUUUCGAGAUGAGAAAAGGCCGCGAUUUGGAUUGCUAAGAGGUAGAGAGUUUUACAUGAAAGACAUGUAUACGUUUGACGCCAACACAGAAAAUGCCAUUAAGACGUACGAAGCAGUCAACCAAGCGUAUUGUAGGCUGUUUAACCGACUCCAAUUACAUUUUGUCAAAGUUUCUGCAGACACUGGUUCUAUCGGUGGAAGCAUGUCACACGAAUACCAUUUACCUGCAGACACUGGUGAAGAUGAACUGUGGUUUUGUAAUCGGUGUGGGUUCGGAGCUAACAAAGAACUAGGCGACAUAGAUAUUGAACACUGCUCUCAUUGUGGAACAACUAACAGUUUGGAAAGUAGACAGGGUAUCGAAGUUGGACAUGCAUUUUAUCUUGGGACAAAAUAUUCAAAGGUGUUCAAUGCUGAUUACAGUGAUUCCAAUAAUCAAACCAGGACGACUGAGAUGGGUUGCUAUGGUUUAGGAGUAACUCGUAUCCUAGCUGCAGCCAUUGAAGUAUCAUCCACUGAUAAUGAAAUUAGAUGGCCUCACCUUUUAGCGCCUUACCAGAUUUAUAUAAUUCCAUCUAAGGAUGGAAGUAAAGAAGCUGGAGCUCAGCCAAUCGCAGUGGGUCUUUAUGAUCAAAUUGUAUCACACCUGCCUCAUUUGAAACAUGAAAUUAUAUUGGAUGACAGAAAUCACAUGACCAUUGGUAAAAGGAUGAAGGAAGCUAAAUCUCUCGGUUAUCCUUUUGUAAUUGUGAUUGGUAAAAAGGCAUUGCAACCGGAACCUUUAUUUGAACUGUGUAACGUGAAUACUGGGGAGACUCGAUACUUGAAUACAUGUGACUUGUUCUGUACAUUAUCCAUGGAUGUCAAUAUUAUCUGAAAAUCUUAUCUUGCGUUAAAAUCUUUGCAAUCAAAAGGGCGACAUGAACUUGUUACUUGAGUGGGCAAUGAACGGGACUGUGAAUCUCAUCCAACACUGUGUGACCUGCAUUAAGAUAGAAGAAUUCCACACUCUGGCGACAUUGCGAGUGGAGGAGUGAGUAAUGUGUGGUGCAUGAGUAGCAUUGUAGUGAUCGCCUGAUCGAAUAGCACACCAUGACAGGUACACCGUAUCGGUGUCCACCACGGCUGUGGACCGACUCAAUCGACAGUGCAUAGUCAUACUGUUACGCCAACAGUGAUUUUAAUCUGACUGUAUGAAUAAAAAAACUCACCUGAGAACA